Messenger RNA from Salarias fasciatus (jewelled blenny), 3290 nucleotides. RefSeq names its product vascular endothelial zinc finger 1. Lineage: Eukaryota; Metazoa; Chordata; Actinopteri; Blenniiformes; Blenniidae. The record is from RefSeq and is a predicted model, not a curated record. Gene Ontology annotation, biological process: regulation of gene expression. The transcript has 5 exons. Gene Ontology annotation, cellular component: nucleus. Bases 53 to 1435 code for a protein of 460 amino acids.
UUGCUUUGUUGUAGGCUUCCACCAGCUUUCCUUCACAAUUUAAAGUGUGCAAAUGGAGCCGAGCUGGAGUACGUUUCUUUUCCAACAGGCCAAUGAAGCCCUCCACCACCAGCACCAGGUGGCCCAGAAUAGCCUGCUACCACUCCUCAAUGCAGGAAAUGAACAAGUUGACCAGAAGCCUGUCUUGCCCAUCCAAAUAGACCAGAAGCCACCUACCGGCAUUGCUGAUCACCUCAAAGACAAUGUGGCAGGUGGAGGAGGUCAACGGCCGCCAGUGCCUGUGAUAAAGAAGGAACACAAAGGCAAGACACCUUUUGUAUGUGGCUACUGCAACAAGGCCUUCCGCGACAGUUACCACCUGCGUCGUCAUGAGUCCAGCCACACCGGCAUUAAGAUGGUGUCGCGCCCGAAGAAGACAGCCCAAACCGCCCCCACCAUGGUACCUAUGAUCUCCACCAUGCCGCGAGAGAACAACGGCAACCCUUCCUACACCUCCACGGUAGCCAACAUCCUCUCCACGGCAACCACCUCCGUUUCCUCCGGCACGAGUAUCAUGACGUCUUCUGCGAUGGGUAACGUGCCGCAGCAAAAUGUGCCCAAGAAACCUGCCAAGCCCGUCAAGAAGAACCACGGGUGCGAGAUGUGCGGCAAAGCCUUUCGUGAUGUCUACCACCUGAAUCGCCACAAGCUCUCCCACUCAGACGAGAAGCCUUUCGAGUGCCCCAUCUGCCAGCAGCGCUUUAAAAGAAAGGACCGAAUGACCUACCACGUCCGCUCUCAUGACGGGGGAGUACACAAGCCCUAUGUAUGCUCUGUAUGUGGGAAAGGCUUCUCAAGGCCAGACCACUUGAGCUGCCAUGUUAAGCAUGUGCAUUCCUCAGAAAGGCCCUUUAAAUGUCAAGUAACGGCCUGUACCUCUGCUUUCGCCACCAAAGACAGACUCCGUUCCCACAUGAUCCGACACGAAGGCAAAGUCACCUGUAGCAUCUGUGGGAAGAUGCUGAGCGCAGCCUACAUCACCAGUCACCUGAAGACUCACGGACAGACCAACUUUAACUCCUGUAACAAAGGUAAUGAAGUGCACAACUCUGCCUCAGCCACCCCAGUGACCAUUUCUGCUCCCAUCACCUCAGCGAUGAACCGUGUCAACGCCAACAACAACAACCCCGUCACCAUAGCCGCACAGAUGAACAUUAGCACCAACACGGUGAACAUCACGUCUCCGGUCAGCCUCCAGCACCCGGUCACCAUCACCGGGCCCGUCAACAUCGCCUCCGUCAACAUCCCCGCCACGGCGCCCAUGAAUAUCGCCCACCCGGUGGCCAUCACGACCCCCAUGCCCAUGAAUAUAGCCGGUCCGCUCAACAUCGCCAUGAGGCCCGUGGAUAGCAUGCCUUUUCUGUCCCAAGUCUUGCCUUCCUCCCCACCCUGGUAAAAAGAGAAGAGAAGAAAAAAAAAAACCAACAAGAAACAAAGAAGAGGCAGGGUCGAACUGGCCAGAAAGAAAGGGAAAAUGAAGUGAAGCAAGAGACUCCUGUCUUUAUAUUUGCACCUCAAGCCCGGCUCUUCCUCCUCCUCCUCCUCCUCUUCCUCCUACCCCUCCUCUUCCCCCUCCUCCUCCUCCUCCUCCUCUUCCUCCUCCCUCUUCACUUCACCAGGCCCCGGAGUGGGUAUUUACACGAGCUUUGUGGCCAGUAGGAGUUCCCCAAGUCGCAGUUGCGUCGUCCCAGCUAGAGGUGAAGUGACUGACGUGGUGCAGAACUGCAGGCUGAGUAGAAUUUGAGUAGGAUUUACCUUGAGGUCAGGACAGUGGUAAGAUUUAGUGUAGUCAGUUAGAAUCAAGAAACUGUGAUUUGUAUCAUGUCAAACGAGAGGGGACGAUUCCUCCAUAGGAGAACACACCUGUGCUUUUGUAAAAGGGAGACUUGAAAUGGACUGACGCAAUAACUCAGAUUGCUGUUUCUGAUGCUUUCCAAGUUCUCUCCAAAGCCUCUGGGUGUUACUUUGUUUUUGUUUUUUUGUUUUUUUAACUAUAGCCUGCUAAUCACUAUUUAAUGUUAUAGGAAAUGAGUCUAGUAAAAGGGACAGCAGCUUCCACUUGCAUGGAAGAAUAUUUUUUCACAAUGCUAUAGCGUUUCUUUUUUUGUUUGUUUUUUUUUUGUUUGUUUUUUUUUUUGUUUUGUUUUCCUCUCAGAUAGUAGGUAUGCUCUUGAGGUACAGUGACUAACUUGUACAGUUGACAUAGUAAUGUAUUUUCUCAUUGGCAUUUUUUCAUUUUUUGCUUUUUUUCAUUCAAGUGGAACAUGGCGACACUUUCCUCUUGACUAUGGAUAUUUGUACUUUUUCUAUUUGUGUGGAAACAUCUGUUUUCAGUUGCCUGUUCUGUAGUUGUUUUCCGAAAGUCAAGAUUGGAACGAGUUUUGCACUGAUUGCAUAUCCUACAUGCAGGCAAACAGCAGUAUUAUCAAAGAUCAAAUUGGAAGUUUUUUUUUUUCUUUUUAUAAGUAGGCGAGCCAACACUUGGAGGCCAUCUAGUGGCUGAAGUCGAAACAGCUCGGCCUUGUAAUUUUUUUUUUCUUCCCCUAGGCUGUUACUGUCAUAAUGGUGGCUAAAAUAGUUUUAGCUGACUCUUCUGAACACUGUUUUGUUUUUGUUUUGUUUUUUUUUCUUUAAGUUAUCAUUUACCUGUUGAAGCCCCAAUAUGAUAUUAAGGACCCUUCACUCAGGAAACACACUGAAAAGCCCAUCAGUCAUGAACUUGGUUCUUUUUAAAAUUGAUAUCCAGUAAUCCCCCGCCCCCUCCCCACACAGUCCCGACUCCCUGAUGUUCCUCCUUGGACUGCCUGUUGCUCCGGGCGUCCCAUCAUGAAAGGACUCGAGCAGACCUCCUCCAGGAACUGAAGGUCCGAGGGCAUAUUGAUUUUGAAUAGCCGUCCAUUUUAAAGUGAUCUUUUACUGUAUAAUGAAAUAAAUGCUGUACUUUUAUUUUUUAUUUUUAUUUUAUUUUUUUUUAUAUAUAUAUUCCUUUUCCAGUCCAGUCCUGUUCAGUCGCAGUCUGUGUACGUGCGUGGCUGACCUCCUGGAUGGGUUUUGAUUUUAAAAAUGCAAGCUUGUUGUCCAUCGAUUUUUGGGGGGGGGGGAGAAAAAAAAAGAAGAAAAAAAUGGACAAGAUUGACGUUGCAUGACCCCGAACACUGUAGCUGUUGAACAUUAACUAUUUUUUAAUGAAUGCCAUGUUAUCUCAGCAGUGUUGCAGCUCUUUGAGUUGAUUCAGUUUUGAUACUGAAAAA